AGCAUUCACCUUCUCCGCCCUCCCCCCUCCGCCGCCUCCGCCGCUCCCCCACCUUCCAGAACCUUCCUUUCCCGAAAUAGCCACCCCUACCCUACCCUACCCUACCCACCCCCGCCAAGAUCCCCGCCGCCGGCGAGCUCGAGCCCUUGGUGGUGCUCCGGCGGGCGUUGUCGCGGUCGGAUCAGCUGCUGCUGGUGCUGGUGAUGCCGCUCUCUCUUUCUUGCGUGUACUUCCGGGUGGGAGGUUGAUGGCGAUGGUGAGGUGUUCUUUGGCGCGGUUGCCCUCGCCCCCACUCUUAUCUCCUCUCCUCGCCCAUGCUACCUACCUUCCUCCCCCGCCGGAGCUGCUCUGCUGCUCGUACUAGCGUGGGAGCUGCCUCUUCUUGUUGAGCCAUUUCUUGCCUACAAGGACAGGGUGCCUCGCCGUCGCCAUUGCCGGCGUCGGAGCCGGACAAGGAGGUUCAGUGUACUGUACCGUGGUUUUGGGCCUUCUGAGCUAUGGAUGAUCCAAUGCUGAAUGCGGUGAAGGAGGAGGAGAGCCACGGGGACGGAGGAGGGUUGGAGGUGGUGGCGGGAGAGGAUGGGGCGGCGGCGGUGGCGGCGGGGGUGGCGCCGAGGCCGAUGGAGGGGCUGCACGACGCCGGGCCGCCGCCGUUCCUGACCAAGACGUACGACAUGGUGGACGACGCCGGCACCGACGCCGCCGUGUCGUGGAGCGCGACGAGCAACAGCUUCGUGGUGUGGGAUCCCCACGCCUUCGCCACCGUCUUGCUCCCCAGGUUCUUCAAGCACAACAACUUCUCCAGCUUCGUCAGGCAGCUCAACACCUAUGGUUUCAGAAAGGUGGAUCCUGAUCGGUGGGAAUUUGCAAAUGAGAAUUUUCUGCGGGGACAGAGACAUCUUCUCAAGAACAUCAAGCGUAGAAAACCACCUUCCCAUACUGCUUCAAACCAGCAAUCCCUUGGGCCAUACCUUGAGGUGGGCCACUUUGGAUAUGAUGCUGAGAUAGACCGGCUGAAGAGAGACAAGCAAUUAUUGAUGGCUGAGGUGGUGAAGCUAAGGCAGGAGCAGCAGAAUACAAAGGCAAAUCUGAAAGCCAUGGAGGAUAGGCUGCAAGGAACCGAGCAGAGGCAACAGCAGAUGAUGGCAUUCUUGGCGCGUGUCAUGAAAAAUCCUGAGUUCUUAAAACAACUUAUGUCCCAGAAUGAGAUGAGAAAGGAGCUCCAAGAUGCCAUUUCAAAGAAAAGAAGGCGUCGCAUAGAUCAGGGACCUGAAGUUGACGACGUCGGCACUAGCAGUAGCAUAGAGCAAGAGUCACCGGCCUUGUUUGAUCCCCAGGAGUCGGUGGAAUUCCUCAUCGAUGGGAUUCCCUCCGAUCUUGAAAACUCAGCUAUGGAUGCUGGAGGUCUGGUGGAGCCACAGGAUUUCGAUGUCGGCGCCUCCGAACAGCAGCAGAUCGGGCCCCAGGGGGAGUUGAACGACAAUUUCUGGGAGGAGCUGCUGAACGAAGGGCUUGUUGGUGAGGAGAACGACAACCCGGUCGUCGAGGACGACAUGAAUGUGUUGUCGGAGAAGAUGGGUUACCUCAACUCAAAUGGCCCAACGGCUGGGGAAUAGCUAAUUUCAUUCAAAUUAUACCACAUUGCUGUCAGCUUUCGCCAUGUGAAUUUAACUGAAUUUUAGUUGAAUUUCUGCUUGCUACUGGCAUGCCUCCCUCCCUGUGUUACUGACCGUAGUGAUUUGUUCGUUGUUAGGCCAUAUAGCCUGCCAGUCAUGUAAAAUGAGUAAAGGUGUUGAUGAUCCACAAAUGUUCUGUUCCGUGUUGUCAGAUGGUCUGCCUGUAUUUGUAGUCGUGCUUAGUGUGUGCAAUGUUGUAAUGAUAUCUAAUAUUAAUCUGUACUUCUCGUAAUGACAUCUGAUCUUAAUCUGAUUGCAGAAGUGCUUUGAAUUGCAUGAGAAAA
Oryza sativa Japonica Group (Japanese rice) is the source of this 1960-nucleotide messenger RNA. Lineage: Eukaryota; Viridiplantae; Streptophyta; Magnoliopsida; Poales; Poaceae. The record is from RefSeq and is a predicted model, not a curated record.